AUGCCACUUAAGUCACUACUAGCUAAUCAUCUACCAGCAAAUGAACUAUUCAAAUACAUAUAUAUCCAAUCCAAACCAACCUACAUCAAAUCCCCAAUAAAUUUUCCCAAACAUGCACACCACAAGAAUCAACAUCCAGAUACUAUCAAAAUACGACAUUUCUUUACAUUGAUUGAUGGAGAUGUCAUUGUUUUGGGAAUUGAGGUGUUUGUGUACUUAUUAGUAUAUGAGGAGAAAGAUACUGUUGAUCAAUAUGUAUUUGUUUCCAAGUGUGAUACCACGGGGUUAAAGAAAUUGGAGGGGUAUCGUGUAGGUGAUGUUGUGGAGCUGGUGUUGCUGUAUAUUGUGAAUUAUGAUGUUGGGCGAUACAAAGUGAAGUUGAGACGGCGGAAACAAGAGCAGGAGCAGCAGCAAGAAGAGGGCUCGUCAAUGGGUGAACAUGGAGGACUAAAUGGCAGGCAACAAGAAAACGGAAGUGCUUCAUUCAUCAAUGAAACUACUGCAAGGAUUCAUAAAUUACAAACCAAACUAUUAGCAGAUCCCACCUACCUCAAUACCCUUCCAUACUAUGGCAUCCACAACCACAAGAAUACUCACCAUUUCAUCAAGCCUACUAAAUCCGAACAAUUACGUACCCUCCCACGCAGAAUCAACACACAUAUCUGUCUAUUCACCAAAACGGCACCACAGUACAUGUUUCCCAACUCUUCAGGCAACAAAUACAAGCAUUUGGGUAAUGGACAAGUAUUGCUCAGUUGGUGGUUAAAGAUUAUAGAAUCGGUGUGCGUGGGAAACGAUAGUGGGACUUGGCAAAUCAAGAGAUUACUCAUUCCCGGGUCGGAUGAAUUUGCCAUGCGCAAGUUUAUUGCAACAUUGCCAAAUUGGUCAAUUGGGCAUAUUUUCAGCGGUGAUCACAGCGACAACCAAACUAAAUACAUAAGCAAAAGUAUCACUCACAAUAGCGAAGCUGAUGGAACUGUAGCCAAUGAAGAAAAGAGUGAAAGAGAUGCUGAUGCUAGCAAAGUGCUGAAGUUGGCGGUAUACAAUAUUCCUCUAUUCCCUGACGACCCCAAGGGUCGAUUUUUGGAGCAUUUGAUUGUGGAGAAUCGAUACUCCAAUGUGUCCGUUGAUCGAUUCUAUCAAGAGUUGGGGUUCAGACAAGAGUUUAGAUUGGGUGAUUGUGUGGGGUUGAUUGGAUGUACCCGAUUUGCAAGUGAUGAUAUACUUGAGGAUGGGGAAAGAUCCGUAGACAAAGAUGAUGACGUGGUUGUCGUUUCGAUUCAUGAGUAUAAACUGUUUAUCAAUAAUAUCAUCAAACUGAUCAAUUUUGAUAAAUUGGUUGACGUUGAGUACUUGACCCAAGUCCAAAUCCCCACUUUUUUUAAAGAGAGGUUGGGUAUGGAUGAGUUUCAAUAUGGGGAAGUUGUUGGUGUGAUGGAGAAGAAGACAAAGAAGGAGUUGGUGAAGGGAGGUGCCAAAGAAGGAAUUGAGAAGGAAAAGAGCGGGCAAGGUUCUGCGCGCUCUGAACUAAGGGUGUCUGAUGGGAGUGGAGUCAAGAGAGUGGCUAAUGAUCUCACUGGGUUGAUCAAGAGAAAGAAGCGAUAG
Molecule: messenger RNA, 1605 nt
Organism: Lodderomyces theae
Lineage: Eukaryota; Fungi; Ascomycota; Pichiomycetes; Serinales; Debaryomycetaceae
Gene: RTT109
Product: H3 histone acetyltransferase
Exons: 1
Coding region: 1-1605 (534 amino acids)
Biological process (GO): DNA damage response
Cellular component (GO): nucleus
Molecular function (GO): histone H3K56 acetyltransferase activity
Source: RefSeq, a predicted model, not a curated record